Blepharisma stoltei is the source of this 1062-nucleotide messenger RNA. Lineage: Eukaryota; Ciliophora; Heterotrichea; Heterotrichida; Blepharismidae. The record is from the annotation of a GenBank genome assembly.
AUGUCUGUGAUCGUAAAUAUCUCUAAUGAGGAUCCUGCAUUCGAGCUGCUGAGAAUUACAAAAGGUCUUAUCAACGCAGAGUCUAUUAAAGACAAGUGAAUUGUCCACUCAAAGGUCAUAAAAGUUGAAAAAGUCCUGAAAAUCAUCUUUGAACAGAUCCAGAAUCUCCUUGAAGGGAGCGAUUCAGAUAUCCAAGGCCGCUUUACAUUAAUCGCGUUUUUACUAAAUUCAAGAAAAAAUAAUGAGCUUACCUUAUAUUUGAUCACAAAUUUAUGUUCCCUCACAGAACAAAGAAAAGCAGCUAUGCAAGCUCUUUCAUUUCUCUAUGAUACAAUCUCAGAAGGUUUUUUGAAGUUUGCUAUUUUCAAAGCUAUUGUGUCACAAGCUAAAAAUGCUGAUCUCUUAAACAUGAUUUUGCCUCAUUUGCAGAAAAUCGAAAAUUUCAGCAAAGAAUGGGCUGAAGUCAGCUCAGGAGAAAAACAAGAGUUUUAUUGGGAAAUCUCAAAAUUGCCUAUAAACGAAAGCUUAAAAGCGAAAUUUAUAAAGAUGCUAAUCUCAGAAACCUCUGAACUUCCUCAUGAGCACUUUGAAGAAGCUUUUUCGCAAUUAAUUUCUUAUUCUGAUGCUUCAGAAAUAGGCUCUAUUCUUCAGCUUCCUUGUAUUCACAAAAUAUAUGGCCAUUUCGCUGAGCUUGUAAAAAUUUUGCAAGAAGUUUCAGUGCCAAAAUACCUUCAAUUUAAAGAGCAUCAUGAAGAAUAUUUAGAAUCCAAAAAUUUUAACGCUGAAAAAUGCCUUGAUACUAUAAGGGUUUUAGCGUUAUGUGAUCUUGCUAAGCAGCAUGAAGAAUUUACUUAUGCAGAAGCCGCUGAACAUUUGAAAGUAAGUGAGGAUGAAAUUGAUGAAUGGGUAGUCAAGGCAGUGACCUUUAAUUUGCUUGAUGCAAGAAUUGAUGAGGUUGAGAGAAAAAUAAGGGCUACCAAAAAUACAAGUGAUCAGAGUGGAGGAUAUUGGGAAAAUAUUGGAAAUUUGUUGGAAAAUUGGGAAAGAAAUUUAAAUAAAUAA